Theileria parva strain Muguga is the source of this 1845-nucleotide messenger RNA. Its product is annotated as putative RNA methylase family UPF0020 family protein. The transcript has 2 exons. NCBI's taxonomy places the organism in Eukaryota, Apicomplexa, Aconoidasida, Piroplasmida, Theileriidae. The record is from RefSeq and is a predicted model, not a curated record. The coding region runs from base 83 to 1576 and encodes 497 amino acids. Gene Ontology annotation, molecular function: rRNA (guanine-N2-)-methyltransferase activity; rRNA (guanine-N7-)-methyltransferase activity.
AUUUAUGUGUAUUAUAAUUUUGUAUUAUAAAUAAUUGUAUUGAUUUUUUCUUUUAUUGUUUUUGUUUAAAUGUGAUUUAGUAAUGCUAAAGGUCUGGAAUAGACCUUAUAAUGUGAUUCUAAAGUGUUUGAGAGGUUUAGAACAUAAUUUAUUCAACGAAUUGCAGUCAUUUGGAUUUGAUAGAGGUUCACUAAUAAAAGCUAAUAGUAGAGUCACUGUUCUCGAUUGUAACUUAAAACAUCUUUACUUUUUAUCUUAUUUUUCCAGAUUAUCUUCUCGUGUUUAUUUCGAGGUUGGAAAGUUACCUUUAUUUGAAAAAACUUCUUUAUUUAACAGCUGUGACUCAAUUUCAUGGUCAGAUUUUCUCGGAUCCGAUAACAGUUACUUGGUAAAUUGUGACUCUCUAAUCACUAAUAAUUAUAUAAACUCGAAGAAAUACUCUUGCCAAUUACUUAAGGAUGGAAUUAAUAACCAUUUUUCAAAUAAUUUGAGGUUGGAACCACCAAAACUAGAUUUGAACGAGCCUCAAAUUAAACUUGAAAUUGACGUAGAUAAAGACUGUAUCGCAACUGUUAUGGUUGAUUCUGUAGGAUCGCCUAUCUCCAGUAGAAAUUACAGGUUUAAACCUAACAUUGGAGAUAUAGACCCAACCAUGGCCUGUUCCAUACUGUACGAUAUUGGUUACUCUUCAUUUUCUAAUCCUCCAUUCACAUUUCCAGAAUAUGAACAACUCUGUAAUUCUAACAAUUCUAGUGAUUCAGAUUCUAAUUCUCAAUCUGAACAACAAUUUACACAAUCAUCACAAUCAUCACAAUCAUCACAAUCAUCACAAUUAUCACAAUCAUCACAAUUAUCACAAUCAUCACAAUCGUCACAAUCCUCUGAACAUUUGAAUAAAAAUUCGAUAGUUGAUUUAUUUUCUGGAUCAGGCGUAUUUCUAAUUGAGUCGGCAUUAUAUUCAGCCAAAAUCCCACCUGGUUAUUUUAGGCGUAGAUUUUCAUUUCAAAACUUCCCAGUCUUUGAUGAAAAUGCAUUCAAAACCUUAAAAAAAUACACCGACUCUAAAAAAAUAAACUCAUCAUCUGAAGAAUGGAAUAAUCUUAAAGGUAAAUUCAUAGGUAUAGAGAGAGAUUGGGAAAAGCUUGAUGCAUCAUUACGCUCAUCUGAAAAGGCAGGAAUUCUUGACCUGAUGUCCUUUAACCAGGCUGAAUAUCUUAAGGAUGGCAUUUAUGACGCUAAGAAAUCCAGCGAUUCUAAUUAUUGGAACUAUAUGGUAGCACAAUUACCUCAAAUGAGAAACGUAACCCACCAAAUCCAAAAUAAUCAAUUUUCCAACAGAUAUUCCCCAAUAAUCCCCAAGGAACUGAGGAAAUUAAGUCCUGAAAGAUAUUCUACACUGUUGAAAUCACUUUCAAGGGUCAAGAAUAAGCAUUUUCCAGCAAAUUCCAAGGGCGUUUUAAUACUUCCCUCUUUCAUGGAUAAGGACCAGGUUCAAGAAUCCUUCAGCUGCAAAUUAAGUGUCGGAAAGUCAUUUAAUAAGGAUGGGAUAUGUAAUACAACAUAUUAUACAGAUUAAGUUCUAGUAUUAACUGUGGAACACUGUACACUUGUCUUGGGCCACCUAGUCCAAAUCACCUUAGCAGUGUGUUUAUCCUCAUCGGCACAUGUUCCAACGAUAGUCGCGUCAAUUUCUGGUGAAAUUAAACUUGUUUCAGGGUUAAAAUCAAUGUUUUUAACAAUUGAAACCUUCUGUAACGGGCCCUUAGUCUCCUUUCCAUUAUAGUGGAAUAGAGUCAGGGUGCUCAAAUCCUCACCUUGACUUUCUAAUGUAAUGUAGUAUUAGAA